This is a messenger RNA of Alternaria incomplexa, 1191 nucleotides long. RefSeq lists its product as uncharacterized. Gene Ontology annotation, molecular function: zinc ion binding; L-iditol 2-dehydrogenase (NAD+) activity. The transcript is spliced from 4 exons. NCBI's taxonomy places the organism in Eukaryota, Fungi, Ascomycota, Dothideomycetes, Pleosporales, Pleosporaceae. Gene Ontology annotation, biological process: D-sorbitol catabolic process. The record is from RefSeq and is a predicted model, not a curated record. Bases 1 to 1191 code for a protein of 396 amino acids.
AUGUCCUCAGAGAGCAAACCAGACGUUGCGCAGGGCGCGAGAAACAUCCGCGCCUCAGUACUUCACGGAGCAAAAGAUCUGAGAAUCGAAAACCGCACUCUCUUCCCACCGUCCCCAACAGAGCUUCAAAUCAGCGUCCGCAGUACCGGUCUCUGCGGUUCAGAUCUUCACUACUACCGCCACUACCGCAAUGGCGACAUCAUCGUGCGAGAGCCCAUGUCGCUGGGCCACGAAUCGGCUGGUGUGGUUGUAGACGUAGGUUCAGAGGUGUCGGGUUUCAAAGUCGGAGAUAAGGUCGCGCUGGAAGUUGGACAGCCGUGCGAGAACUGUGAGAGGUGUAAAGAGGGGCGGUAUAACAUCUGCAAAGGCAUGAAGUUCCGGAGUAGUGCAAAGGCGUUUCCGCAUGCUCAGGGUACGCUACAAGAUCGGAUCAAUCACCCGGCUGCUUGGUGUCACAAGCUACCAGAGGAUAUGUCGCUGGAUCUAGGAGCCCUCCUCGAGCCUCUCAGCGUCGCCAUCCAAGCAUCGAAACGCGCACAACUAGCACCAGGUUCAACCGUGUUAGUUUUUGGAGCCGGAGCUGUAGGCCUACUUGUGGCAGCCAUGGCGAAGAUAUCAGGUGCUGGCACCGUGGUGAUAGCAGACAUUGACGCUGGGCGAGUGCAAUUCGCCGUCGACAAUAAGUUUGCGCACCACAGCUACACAGUGCCUAUGAAGCGUGGAAGCACAAUAGAAGAGCAGCUGGAUAUCGCGAAGGAAGUAGCUGCCGAGGUCGGAAAGCUGUCCAAGGAGAGUGGUGGUGAGAUUGGCGAGGUAGAUGCCGUAUUCGAGUGCACCGGCGUACCGUCAUGUGUUCAAGCAUCGAUAUAUGCAACACGACCCGGCGGCAAGGUUUUGCUCAUCGGCAUGGGCACGCCCAUUCAAACACUACCAAUCUCCGCAGCUGCACUUCGUGAGGUCGAUAUCCUUGGUGUGUUCAGAUAUGCGAACACGUACCCCACUGGUAUCGAAGUAGUGUCAAAGACAGGCGAUGACUACCCUGCCUUUGCUAAGCUGGUAACACACACCUACAAGGGCUUGGGGUCGGCAGUCGAGGCAUUCGAGAUGGCCGGAAAGACCAAAGACGAUAGCGGCAAGCUGGUCAUCAAGGUUGUGCUUGAGACUGGUGAGGAAGAGAAGUCGAAUCUUUGA